AGCUUUGUGCCCAAAACGCAGAGAAACCUUGGCACCGCGCCUGCGCGCCGUGCUGGGGCUUGCCAUGGCAGACAGCCCACUCAGAUGGCUCUUUUUCGGCUGCGGCGCGGUGGGUGGCUAUUUUGGGGCACGCUUAGCAGAGAGUGGGCAGAAGGUGAGCUUCAUGGUGAGGAAGCAGACACGUAGAGCGAUUGCCACAAAUGGUGUCCAAGUUCAGAGCAUCAGCGGGAAUGUGCACGUGCCCCGGGACAAGCUGGACCAGGUGAUCGACACCGAAAACCUCGACAGGCAGAAAAAGUUCGAGGCGGAUGUCAUCGUGCUGGCUUGCAAGGCUUGGGAGGUGGACAAUUGCCUCCGCAUGUGCGAGCCAUGGUGUGGUGCAAACACUCUGGUGCUGCCGCUGCAAAAUGGUGUGGACGGCUUGAGCAGGGUGCGUGCGAUUGUGACAUCCUGGGGACGCGGCCGGCCACUAGUUGGCUGGUGUAACAUCGUGGCCGCCAUCCAGGAUCCCGGGCUCAUCAAGCACUGGGCCGCUAACCCACCUGCCGUGUACUUUGGUGAGUUUGAGGGCGAGGCGGCACCAAGCACAAAGCAAUUGGAGACCAUCUUCGCUGGGUGUAAAGGUGUGGCAGCCCACUUGGAGUCCGAUGCGCUUUCCAAGUGCUGGGAGAAGUUCUCUUUCAUUUGUGCGACGACUGCAGUGCAAGCUACUACCGGGCCGUCUGCUACGCAAGACUUGAUCCCACAGGUUCCAGAGCUCCUCACGAUGUGGCGCUCAGCAAUGCAGGAGAUAAUGGCAGUGGCUCACAGCCAUGGCAUCAACUAUCAAGAGGAAUGGAUCGAGAAACGCAUACCAGUCUUGAGGGAAGCUGUUGGAGCGACCACAAGCUGCAGUCGAGACCUUUGGGCGGGAAGGCCAAGCGAGCUGGAAGAUUUGCUGGGCUCUGCCCACCGACUGGGCGAAGCAAAUGGCAUCCCGACUCCGGUGAUCUCGACAUGUUACCGUUCUCUCGGCAUGAGAGACUCGCUGGCACGGCGUGCGUGCAAAUUGCCAAUUUAUCCCAUGCUUGAGGGGCAAAAGAUUCUUGGAACCAUAUGUAAUCACCGUGGACAGCAGUUGCCCGCUGACCGGACGUUGGUCCAGAAGAAGGCUGAAGAGUACCUUAGACCAGAGUGGUUUGUUUGCCCCAUGACCUCGACGAUUCCCAGCGGUGGCAAUUGCGAAGUGCCAGAGGGUGUUCAGAUGAUUUGGGAAGCAGAGCUCGGAGUUGUGAUCUCGCACAGGUGCGAGAAUGUAUCUGUCGAGGAGGCCAUGGGCUAUGUUGGUGGCUACUGCAUGGUCUUGGACAUGACCGGCGGAAAUCUAGGCUUCGAGUCUAUGAAGUACGGACACUCCUGGACCAGAAACAAGUGCCAGAACACCUUCAAGCCGGUAGGAAGCUUCAUACCCGCGGAUGAGCUGCCACGUCCGGAAUCUGCUCGCAUCAUUUGUCGAGUGAACGGGAAGACUGUGGCCAACGACGAGCUCAGCAAGAUGAAGUUUUCGAUUGCCCAGCAAGUUGCCGACGCGAGUGAGCUGACUCCAUUGCAGCGAGGCGACGUGUUGUUAACUGGCGCUGGAUCACUGGGCCUUUUAAACGUGGGCGACUUUGUGGAGGGCUUGAUCGAGGGAAUGGAUGAGACGUACACGGUGACAACCCAAUUGGUGCCCGCGCCGAAGAGGGCUAGGCUGAAUUCCGCCAAACUCUGAAUGAUUCGAAUGCCGAACAUGGCAGAUGGUCUUCCAAGCCGAUUUUCUUGAGCGCAAAACUGCGCAUCACGUGAGCAGUGCCCAAAAGCCCUGUUGGUGAGUCAUGGGGGUUUGGGCGCUGCUCACAUUAUUUGGCCACCCUGAGCGCCAAGCCUUUUUUUGAGACUGGAAGUUGGCCAUGGGCUGAGGACUUUUGAUUUUCUGGAAGGCAAAAGUUGCACCGUGUGCCGAUUGUUCGCGCGAUGUCAUGUUCUCUUGAUAAGUUGGAAAACCAACAUAUAAGUUCUUGAGAAAAGUUUGACUCUUGUCUUUGCUUUCCUUGUGGCAAGGCCGCUUGCAAAUUGGCUACCGCCUUUGGUUGACCCAGGCUCAGCCCAGUCUGGCACGGACCUUCCUGCUUGCAGUCUUCUGCAGUUUCUUGUGGUUCUUCCAGACGCAUCUUACUAGUUGAUGGCUCGAUGCAGGAGACGAGACGUUCAAACAAUGGUAGCAAUGGCAGCGGCCUUUGGAGCUGAAGCCGUUGUGGGA
This is a messenger RNA of Effrenium voratum, 2278 nucleotides long. Lineage: Eukaryota; Dinophyceae; Suessiales; Symbiodiniaceae. The record is from the annotation of a GenBank genome assembly.